AGUCAAGUCGAUGCUUAGAGUCGUAUCGAAGGAAAGAUUUUCGGAUUUUCUUCCAUCCAUUGCAAUAGAUACCCAAUACAUACCUACCUACCGUUUGGAAAUAAAUAUUUUAGACUAUCAUAUAUUUUUUUAAAGCUUAAUGCAUUAUAUAAAUAUUCAAAAUGUUUUCUUUUAAAAUUUUUCGCUUCUCGUAUAUUAGAUCUUUGAAGUGUAUUCAAAUAUUUUAUUCAUCUCAACCACAACAAGUAGAAAAGCAUGUGGGAAAGGUUGUGAAUGUAGCUAUAAUUGGUGCCCCUAACUCUGGAAAAAGUACAUUAAUAAAUAAUAUUGUGGAGAGAAAGAUAUGUGCAGCAUCCAAUAAAGUGCAUACUACAACUAAGAUGAUUCGAGCAAUGUGUUUUGAAAAUAAUACUCAGAUUAUAUUUUUGGAUACCCCAGGAGUUGUAUCUGAAAAGGAACAAAAAAAAUAUAAAUUACCAGCAUCUAUGAUGGGAGCUUGCCAUAAAAGCCUUAGAUGUGCGGAUGUCAUUGGAGUAGUGCAUGAUGUUGCAAACCGUCACACUGUGGAUACUAUUCAUAGAGAUGUAAUACAAAUGUUGGAUGCAGUUAAACAUAUACCUAGUUUUCUGAUUCUGAAUAAGGUUGAUACAUUGAAAUCUAAGAAGCAGUUACUGCAUUUAAUAAAAAGUUUGACUAACGGUCAAAUUGCUGGCAAUCCAAUACCUCAAGCAAGGAGAAAUAAAAAUAAGGACAAUGAAGAAAACAAUAAGGGCUUCAGUAAUUUUUCUGAUGUUUUCUUAGUGUCUGCUUUAAAUGGAGAUGGAGUUAAGGAAAUAAAGGACUACUUAAUUGGCAAUGCGAAACCGGCGUCACUUCAGUAUUCACCGGCCGAAUGGACCGACCAGCGACCAGAGACUCUUGUAGAAGAAGCCGUGAGGGCCAAGUUUCUCGAUUUUUUGUCACAAGAAAUCCCUUACAGCCUUAAAACUGAACUAGAAUAUUAUGAUAGUACACAAGAAGAUAAAAUUAUUUGUUCUGUUUCUGUUGAGUGUCCGUCUGAAAGGAUACUCAAAUUAAUAAACGGAGCAGGUGGAGGAAGACUAAACCAAAUUAAAUCCCAUGUCAGAAAUGAUUUAGUAGAACUGUUUAAGAAACUUGUAGUUAUUGAAAUUAACUUGAAAGUGAGGCAUAAGCCUCAAGAAUGAUAUUCAUAAGGAAAUAUAUAUUCUUUAUUUGUAAUUACAAUUAUUUAUUACAUAAGUAA
Plodia interpunctella (Indianmeal moth) is the source of this 1264-nucleotide messenger RNA. RefSeq lists its product as uncharacterized. Gene Ontology annotation, cellular component: mitochondrial matrix. The transcript is spliced from 5 exons. The record is from RefSeq and is a predicted model, not a curated record. Gene Ontology annotation, biological process: ribosomal small subunit assembly. Gene Ontology annotation, molecular function: GTP binding; rRNA binding; ribosomal small subunit binding. NCBI's taxonomy places the organism in Eukaryota, Metazoa, Arthropoda, Insecta, Lepidoptera, Pyralidae. Bases 162 to 1205 code for a protein of 347 amino acids.